This is a messenger RNA of Boeremia exigua, 1179 nucleotides long. RefSeq names its product putative methyltransferase-domain-containing protein. Lineage: Eukaryota; Fungi; Ascomycota; Dothideomycetes; Pleosporales; Didymellaceae. The record is from RefSeq and is a predicted model, not a curated record. Bases 97 to 1179 code for a protein of 360 amino acids. The transcript is spliced from 4 exons.
CCCCCAUCACAAUACCACGCACACAACAACAUUACUUUGGAUACAUCGUGAAUUCUUCCUGGUGAUCUCUGACCUUGCGUCGCAGUUGCACUAAAUAUGAGUAUCGCACCAGACAAGCUGGCGCAGCUGCGAAUUUUGCAGCGCCAGUACCUGCAACUGGUCGAUCCAUCACAGUUGAGGUGGCCAGAUGCACAGGUACUGAAGAGCGCUGAAGUUCAAUCCUGGAUUUUUCUACACAUGUUUGACGAAAGUACGGUCAAGACGCCACCCCCAGAACGUUACCAGCUCAGAGUCUUGAAGCUUCUUGUUUCGAUACUGGAGCGGUCAAUAGUCGACCCAGAGGAGGAUGAGAUUUCAGAUGACCUCAUGUCUGCAAUGUCAACGUUACUCACGUCCAACGUACCCUCCGAGGCCGACUCCGCUCAACAAAAAGCCUUCGUGACAUACUCGUAUCCACUCCACUCAGCUGACGACACCACCUCGGAAGAAAAGGGGGUCACCCUCCUCGAAGCUCGAUCGGUCAUCUCAGGGUCCGGUACCACUGGACUCAGGACGUGGGAAGCCGCUCUGUUACUGGGAUCGUUUCUGAUUACCGAAGACGGCCGGGGAAUGAUCAAAGGAAAGAGAGUAUUUGAGUUGGGUGCAGGUACCGGAGUCAUCUCCAUUCUAUGCGCGAAACAUCUCGAAGCAGCUGGCGUGGUUGCUACUGAUGGUGACGAGGCUGUCGUCGAUGCAAUUAAGACCAACACCUUCCUCAAUGGGCUUGAUGUAGACAGCCUGCAAGGUUGUCAAAUUCGAACCGCAGCCCUCAAAUGGGGUUGGCCAGUCGAUGCCAUGGCAUUCUCUGAGGACUAUGGAAUGGAAGUGCCGGAUAUUCUACUUGGUGCGGACGUCACCUACGAUAAGACUGUCAUUCCACGCUUAGUGUGUACGAUGAAUGAGUUUCUCGACUUGAAUCCAGCUCUUGAGAUCUUGAUCUCGGCGACAAUUCGCAACGAGGCUACAUUCGAGACCUUUCUGAACGCGUGUAGGCGGAAUGGUUUCAGGUUUGAACAAGUCGGCUUCCCGCCAUUGCCAGAGUCCGAACAGAGAGGACCCUUUUAUCCAACGUCAACACCGAUCCAAAUAUGGCGCAUCACCAAACCUGAGGCACCUCGUGAGGAUCCAUUUGCUGUCUGA